AUGUGUGAUUGGGAUUUCAUGAUGGUUAUACUAAUUUAGCCAUACAUUUCUUUUCAAGGAAUUUUCUCCAACAAGGAAGCGGACCUCUGUCCAGAUGAUUGAAGCUGGAGUAGGUGUAAAUAACAGUGGUACAGCCCAGAAGGUAUCUCCCAAUGCAUCCAAUGUCACACUUCCAGAGGCUUCAGCAACUAUGGUUAGACCUCAAGAGGUCAAGCAAGAAAACUGUAUUCAGCACGAGGAUGAAUUGAGAAAGGAAAGAAAGAAGCAGGCUAAUAGGGAGUCAGCUAAGAGGUCAAGAUUACGCAAGCAGGAAGAAUGUAACAAACUACAGGCAGUGGCAAGGACAUUAAAAUCGGACAUUUCCAUCCUCUGUGACAAGUUAGUGAGACUUUCCGAGAAAUGUAUGGAGUUUGAAAGAGAAAACAAGUCAAUAACGGAAGAGCUAAUUCAGACAUAUGGGCUAGGUGCAAUUUCCGACCUUAAAGUCAAGUAUCCUGACUUUUUUCAACAAUAUCUUGAUGACAAAAGGAACAGCAAUGACACAGAAAUUCAAAGCACCAUCAGCAUGAAAGAAGAAACUACAAGUGAGGAUACGACAUCUCCUAAUCAGAAUACAGAACAUUAAACCCUUGAGGCUAACUCUUAAUAUCUCUGUCACCAUUCCUAGUCUAGAAUGCUAGACCUUUUGUUUUCCAUCUUUCCCUCUCUCGGCCAAAAUGUUAAAACCCCCAAUUGUUUCUACUUAAUGGCUUUCAUUAUUUCAUAGGAGAGUUCUGUUUAGGUAUAUAUCCAUUCUUGGUGUUUAAACAUGUGUGGUACAAUAAUGCAGAAGUUAAAAUCUGCAAGAGAAGGAAGCGUAGAGGUCAAUAAUAUUCUUAUUGUUGCUAUAUUA
Vitis vinifera (wine grape) is the source of this 892-nucleotide messenger RNA. RefSeq names its product light-inducible protein CPRF3. Gene Ontology annotation, biological process: regulation of DNA-templated transcription. The transcript is spliced from 5 exons. Gene Ontology annotation, cellular component: nucleus. Gene Ontology annotation, molecular function: sequence-specific DNA binding; DNA-binding transcription factor activity. The coding region runs from base 95 to 625 and encodes 176 amino acids. The record is from RefSeq and is a predicted model, not a curated record. Lineage: Eukaryota; Viridiplantae; Streptophyta; Magnoliopsida; Vitales; Vitaceae.